Betta splendens (Siamese fighting fish) is the source of this 2827-nucleotide messenger RNA. RefSeq names its product selenoprotein N (gene selenon). Gene Ontology annotation, biological process: calcium ion homeostasis; skeletal muscle fiber development. The record is from RefSeq and is a predicted model, not a curated record. Gene Ontology annotation, cellular component: endoplasmic reticulum membrane. NCBI's taxonomy places the organism in Eukaryota, Metazoa, Chordata, Actinopteri, Anabantiformes, Osphronemidae. The transcript has 12 exons.
GCGUAGGAGACGCUGCCUUGACGCGCAUUAACCACAUCCAGACGGUUGUACAUUUAGUGAGGGAAAUAAGGAAUGUGUGCUGCUCGCUAACAGCUCGCAGUUAUUGCCAGCGGGUGUAACUGCGGGGAAAGACGCGCAGUCCCCGGCUGCCGGACGACGGAACUGGCCUCGGAUUUGAAAGACUUCAAGCCGACAGGUCACACCGGGGGGUGUUUGUUGUCUACUGUCCGGGGGCCAUGUCCUCGUCCGAACAGCCUUAGCGGAGUUUGAGGAUGGCCGCAGACGUGGAUAAAGGAACACCCGCGGAGGAAAGCCAGAUUUCUGCGCACAAUGGACAUCGGAGCCCGGGAUCGGGACCGGGAUCGGGAUCUUGGAUGUCCAGGGGGAUCUGGACCCUGUUGAUGCUCGGUGCCGUUCCCCUCCUCGCCGUUGGGAUCAAGUAUUACCAAGAUGCGCUGUUCCUCAAACGCCAUGAAGACAGCGUUCGAACCCUGGGCGCCGAGGGGCUGUUUCUCUUCUCCUCCCUGGACACAGACCAUGAUCUCUUUCUCAGUCCAGAGGAGUUUAAACCCAUCGCAGAGAAGCUCACAGGGAUUACACCUCCAGCUGAUAUGGAGGAGGAAGUGGCCCUUGACCCCGACGGGGAGACACUGACCUUGGAGGCCAAAAUGCAGCCGCUGCUGCUUGAGUCUAUGACUAAGAGCAAGGAUGGGUUCCUCGGGGUGUCUCACAGCUCUCUGAGCGGGCUGCGGUCGUGGAGGAACCCAGCGGUGCCUUCUUCAUCCUUCUCCGCCAGUCAGUUUAGAGUCUUCCUGCCCCCGAAGAACAAGGUGGAGGUGGGGGACACGUGGUGGGUUAUUCCCAGCGAGCUGAACAUCUUCACUGGGUACCUGCCUAACAACCGAUACCACCCCCCCACACCCAAAGGCAAAGAGGUUCUCAUCCACUCCUUGUUGAGCAUGUUCCACCCUCGGCCCUUCAUCAAGUCGCGUUUCGCUCCUCAGGGCACAGUCGCCUGCAUUCAAGCUAGCAAUGAUUUUUACUAUGACAUUGCCUUCAGGAUUCAUGCCGAGUUCCAGCUCAAUGACGUUCCAGACUUCCCCUUCUGGUUCACCCCGGGCCAGUUCGCCGGGAACAUCGUCAUCUCCCGAGAUGCGUCUCACGUGCGCCACUUCCACCUCUACGUACCCAGCGACCGGUCUCUGAACGUAGACAUGGAGUGGUUGUACGGGGCCAGCGAGAGCAGCAACAUGGAGGUGGACAUUGGAUUUCUGCCGCAGAUGGAGCUGCAGUCCGCGGGCCCGUCCACGCCCUCCGUCAUCGUGGACGAGAAGGGCAACGUCAUCGACCGCCGGGACGGCAGCACCGAGCCGAUCCAGUUUGUCUUUGAGGAAAUCCACUGGGCCUCAGAGAUCAGUCAGCGCGAAGCCGCUCGGCGCAUGGAGGUGACCCUCUACCCCUUCAAGAAGGUGUCUUACUUGCCUUUUUCAGACGCCUUUGAAAGAGCAAAAGCAGAGAAAAAGCUCGUUCACUCUAUCCUGCUCUGGGGAGCAUUGGACGACCAGUCCUGCUGAGGUUCGGGGCGAACUCUCCGGGAGACCGUCCUGGAAAGUUCGCCCGUCCUGGCCCUGCUCAACCAGAGCUUCAUCAGCAGCUGGUCUCUGGUCAAAGAGCUGGAGAACAUGCAGGCCGAUGAGCAGAACCCUUUGUUGAGUGAAAAGGCUCGCUUGCACCUGGAGAAGUACAGCUUCCCUGUGGAGAUGAUGGUGGCGCUGCCUAAUGGAACCAUUGUCCACCACAUCAAUGCCAACUUCUUCUUGGACCAGACAGCCAUGAAGCCGGAGGAGGACGGAGCAGCGUUCAGCUUCUCCGGGGGGUUUGAGGACCCCUCCACGUCCACGUAUAUCAGCUUCCUGAAGGAGGGCAUGGAGAAAGCCAAGGAAUACUUGGCACAGUAAUGUGUGCGUGGCUGAGACCGGGAGACGGAACAGGAGGAAACGAUGCUCAUUCCUCUGGGCAAUUAUCUGGAGAAAGAAAAACAACUUCCAGCAAUUAGAGAAGCCUCCUCCUCUGAGAAAUGUUGUUCUCGAGACCUUGCACUGAGUAUAAGCACAUAAGACGAACCCCAUGUGCAUCACGACUCGUUGUGUUACGUGUGCAAUAUGUAAUGAGCGAGAGGGUUUUUCCCGCGGCUGCGUGGACCCAGAGACGCCGCCGGUGCAGCUGUCGCCUCCAGUUUGCCUCAGCGUUUUAUGAAGGCUUUGCCUGAAAGCUUAGUCAGGGCUGGGUAAUGCCUGAUGUUCCUGCUGAGGCUGCUGGAGGGAACACCCAGCUUUGACUCGGGGGACACGAGCAGCAGGGAAAAAACCUCAACUGGGCUGUGGCACAUAACACGAUAGGUUCAGUUACUUUUUGUACUUUCAGCCGAAACAAAUUGUUUAGAUUUUUUGCCGAUUUCUGGUUUUUAGGAGUAUGUCAUCACACCAAAGACGAUUGUUUCGUGUGCAGUAGCUGGCAUCAGGCAGCAGCAGCUGUAGAGUAUGUUAUACCGUGUCCUGUUAUCCUCCUUUAGGCACCAAUCAAAACCAUUUUUACUCAUGAAUAUUACUCAGUAAAAUAGAAAAUCUGGGUUUACCUUUUUCCACUUUGUCUAAUAUUCUAGUUGAUUCAUAUAUAAAGAUUCUAAUGUCUGUCAUAGCCAUGAGAAAUAUGGCCUAUAUAAUAAUUACAUGUGAUUGAUUGGAGCCAUUAGGGGGACAUCAGUUUUAUCUAAUGUACCAGUGCCAUAUUCCAGUAGGUGAAAUAAAACAGUCUUUGUACAAAGUGA